Vigna umbellata (rice bean) is the source of this 12245-nucleotide messenger RNA. RefSeq lists its product as uncharacterized. Gene Ontology annotation, biological process: phosphorylation; nuclear-transcribed mRNA catabolic process, nonsense-mediated decay. Gene Ontology annotation, molecular function: protein serine/threonine kinase activity; protein binding. NCBI's taxonomy places the organism in Eukaryota, Viridiplantae, Streptophyta, Magnoliopsida, Fabales, Fabaceae. The record is from RefSeq and is a predicted model, not a curated record. Gene Ontology annotation, cellular component: nucleus.
GGAAGACAGAAAGGUAUUAGUAUGGUUCCUUGGUGGACAUGGGAAGCAGAAAGCAAUGAAACGCAGUGAUGCAAGGAAUUCACCAACACCAACAACACCAACAACACCAACACCUCGCUGCACUCGUCUCCGCGGCCCUCCCCAAGGACGAUUCCGACGAAGACCCCUCCCCUCGCCUAGCAGCGAUCCACUCCCUCCACCGCGCCAUCCUCCACCCUCACAACUCCCUCCUCCUCUCUCACUCCGCCACUUUCCUCGCCCAGGCCUUCUCCCAACUUCUCUCCGACAAAUGCUACGAGGUGCGGCAGGCCGCGGUCACAGCCUACGGUGCGCUCUGCGCUGUGGCCGCUUCAAUCCCUGUCGCUUCCAACGGAAGACAAAACCUCCUCUUGCUCGUCGACCGCUUCAUCGGCUGGGCGUUGCCGUCUCUCAGCACAGCCGUCGCAGUCGAUGGCACUAAAGAGCUCGCGCUGGAAGGCCUCCGCGAGUUCCUCAACGUUGGUGGAACAGACAGGUACGCUUUGCCUAUUCUGAAGGCCUGUCAGGUGCUGCUUGAGGAUGAGAGAACCUCUCUGGCUCUGUUACACAGACUUAUUGGUGUUAUUACUUUGAUAUCGUUGAAGUUUGUGAGGUGCUUUCAGCCUCAUUUCCCUGACAUUGUUGACUUGCUUCUUGGUUGGGCUUUGAUGCCGGAUUUAGCUCAGUCGGAUAGGCGUGUUAUUUUGGAUAGCUUCUUGCAGUUUCAGAAGCAUUGGGUUGGCAGUCUUCCCAUGUCCUUGCGAUUGCUCACUAAGUUCUUGGGGGACAUGGAGGUUUUGCUUCAUGAUGGAACUCCAGGCACGCCGCAACAGUUUCGGCGGCUUCUUGCUCUGCUUUCUUGUUUUUCAACUAUUCUGCAGUCCACUGCCUCGGGAUUACUGGAGAUGAACCUUCUUGAACAGAUAUGCGAGCCGCUUAGCGCCCUGUUGCCAAGAUUGCUACGGUGUUUAUCAAUGAUUGGGCAGAAAUUUGGGUGGUCUGAGUGGAUUGAGGAUUCCUGGAAGUGUUUGACUCUUUUGGCUGAGAUUUUGCAGGAGCGGUUUUCAAGUUUUUAUCCUCUUGCUGUUGAUAUUUUGUUUCAGAGCUUGGAGUUUGGAGUGACAGUGCAGCGGCCAGGGUUGAAGAAGAUUAGCUCUUUCCAAGUCCAUGGGGUUUUGAAGACUAAUCUUCAGUUGUUGUCGUUGCAAAAGCUUGGCCUCCUUCCAUUGUCCGUGAAGAAGUUAUUGAAGUUUGAUGCAUCGGUCUCUCAACUGCGGUUGCAUCCAAAUCAUUUGGUGACUGGGAGUUCUGCAGCUACUUACGUUUUUUUGCUUCAGCAUGCGAAUAAAGAAGUCGUUGAUGAAGCAGUCACCUCGUUGAUUGAAGAACUGGAGCUCUUGAAGAGUUUAAUAGGAAACAACAAUGGCCAUUCAUAUGAAUUUAAUCGUAUUGUAGAUAUUAAAACAUUUUCAGAAGCUGAGUUAUUGGCCUUAAUCAAGUUUGAUUUGAAAGUACUAUUAGCGUGUGUUUGCAUGGGUGGGGACAACAGUUUGAUUGGACAAAAGGAUAUUGCUUCAUUGUAUCUCAGGAGGUUAGAAAAGUUAGAGUUAUUUAUAACAAAACAGAUGAAUCCUUUUGAAUUACCAAUCCAGAAUUUCAUGGAGUUGCAGAUCACUGUUGUUAAGACAUUGGAGCGGCUAAAUUCGGUUGAGUUCUUAAUUAAGUGUUCUGUGAGAGAACAGAAUUGUGAGAAGACUUUAGUUGAAUUUCCAACUGAAAAGGAGGACAGAGAUGAUCAAUUCAGUAAUGAGCGUUUGGCUGUGAUUACUGAGCAUUUGGAGAAGUACAGCAAGCUCGUUGUAAAAGCCUUUCAUAUUUCUUCUCCUCUGGCAAUUAAAUUAAUUGUUCUAGAUUGGGGACAAAAGUUCUGCGAGAGUGUAAUGGCAGUUAAUAAGAUCUCAAGCAUUAGCGGUUUUUCCUACGAAGCAUGUGAGUAUGCUAGUGUAAUCAUGAACUUAGUUUUUUCACUUUUAGGUGGUACAUUUGAGAGGGAACAGGAAGUGAGGUCACAUGUUGCAAUAACUCUGGAGAUGUUUAUGCAGGCAAAACUUUUGCAUCCUGUGUGUUUUUAUCCCUUAGCUGAAGUCAUACUGGAGAAACUUGGGGAUCCAACCAUAGAAAUACGGGAUGCAUAUGUAAGACUUCUUGCCCAUAUUUUGCCUACUACUAUAUAUUCUUGUGGUCUGUAUGAUUAUGGAAGAUUUAGGUCUGUUGACCCUGAGUUAGGAAACAAUUCUAAGCUUCACUGGAAACAAUUAUUUGCCCUGAAGCAGUUGCCACUGCAACUGCACUCCCAACAUCUUGUGUCAAUCUUAAGUUACAUUUCACAAAGAUGGAAGGUACCUCUUUCUUCUUGGAUCCAACGCCUCAUUCAUAGUUGCCAGAGUUCAAAGGAUGCUAUUUUAAGUCUGCCUGAAGAAACAGGAAUUUUUGGUGCUAAUUCUCCAUGGUUGGAUAUACGAGUGGAUGAAGACAUACUUGAAAAAAUCUGUUCUGUCAAUAAUUUGGCUGGUGCCUGGUGGGCUGUACAAGAAGCAGCUCGGUACUGUAUUGCUACAAGACUACGGACUAACCUUGGUGGCCCCACCCAAACAUUUGCUGCUCUAGAGCGUAUGCUUUUGGACAUUGCACACCUUUUGCAACUUGAUAAUGAGCAAAGCGAUGGGAACUUAAGUAUGAUAGGGUCUUCUGGUGCUCACUUGCUACCAAUGAGAUUAUUGUUGGAUUUUGUUGAGGCUCUUAAGAAAAAUGUAUAUAAUGCAUACGAAGGGUCUGUCAUUUUACCACCUGCUACUCGUCAGAGUACUUUAUUUUUUCGAGCAAACAAAAAAGUAUGCGAGGAUUGGUUUUCUCGUAUUUGUGAGCCAAUGAUGAAUGCUGGGUUGGCUGUACAUUGUAAUGAUGCUGUUAUUCAGUAUUGUACACUGCGUUUGCAGGAGCUCAAGAAUCUUUCUGUGUCAACUUUGAAGGAAAAAUCUAGGACCCAGGUAACUGAUAACCUCCACAAUAUCAGAGGAAGGUAUAGAGGAGAUGUCUUGAAAGUUUUAAGAGAUGUUUCACUAGCUCUUUGCAAGAGUUCUGAUCCAGAGUCUUUAAUUGGCCUUCAAAAAUGGGUUUCCAUUACCUUCUCCUUACUCGGGGACGAAAACCAGUCCUUCAGUGAGGGUGGAACUGUUGGACCACUUUCUUGGAUAAGUGGGCUUAUAUAUCAGGCAAGAGGCGAGUAUGAAAAUGCUGCAGCUCACUUUACGCAUUUGCUACAGACAGAAGAGUCACUCAGCUCCCUUGGUUCUGAUGGUAUACAGUUUGUCAUAGCGCGCAUAAUUGAGAGUUACACGGCUGUAUCUGAUUGGAGAUCUCUUGAAACCUGGCUGUUAGAAUUACAACAGCUUCGUGCUAAACAUACUGGUCGAAGUUAUUCUGGUGCUCUAACAAUGGCUGGAAAUGAAGUUAAUGCAAUCCAUGCAUUAGCACGUUUUGAUGAGGGUGAUUAUCAGGCUGCAUGGUCAAGCCUUGAUUUGACACCUAAAAGCAAUAGUGAGCUUACCCUUGAUCCAAAAAUAGCCUUGCAACGGAGUGAGCAGAUGCUCUUGCAAUCUUUGCUCUUCCAGAAGGAGGAAAAAAGUGAUAAGGUACUGCAUGAUCUGCAGAAAGCUAGGUCAAUGUUGGAGGAACCACUUUCUGUUCUGCCACUUGAUGGCUUAGCUGAAGCAACACCUCUUGCAAUUCAAUUGCACUGCAUUUUCCUUGUAGAAGAUAAUUGCAAGCUUAAAACAAAUCAUGAGAAGGCCAAACAACUACCAUCAAUACUGAAUUCUCUUGAAUCACUGCCAUCUUCCAUUAGUAAAAUCCGUCAAGAUUGUAAUCCAUGGCUGAAAGUUCUUAGGGUUUAUAAAACCAUUUCCCCAAGUUCUCCCGUAACUCUAAAAUUUUGCAUUAAUUUGCAUAAUUUAGCCCGCAAGCAAAAUAAUCUUUUGUUGGCAAAUCGUCUGAACAACUACAUAAAAGAUCAUGUAUUUGCUUGCCCAGAGGAGAGGCAUCGAAAUCUUCUGGUCUUAAACUUGCAGUACGAGAGCAUUUUACUACAGUAUGCUGAAAACAAGUUUGAAGACGCUUUCACAAACCUUUGGUCAUUUUUGCAUCCUUGCAUGGUUUCUCCCAAACCAUCUAUAAUAUCUGAUGUUAAAGAGAGGAUUCUGAAGGCCAAAGCAUGCUUGAAACUCUCAGAUUGGCUGAGACGAGAUUAUUCAGACUGGAGUCCAGAGGGUGUUGUUCUAAAGAUGGCAGCAGAUUUUGAUUUGGCUGAAUCGUCUCCACAUGGCAAAGAUGGCAGCAAAGAAAACUUAAGUUGCAAAUCAAAUUUGGGUUCUAUUAUUGAGGAAAUUGUUGGUACAACAACAAAAUUGUCUUCUAGUAUUUGCCCCACCAUGGGCAAGUCAUGGAUUUCUUAUGCUUCUUGGUGCUUUAAGCAAGCAACAGACUCACUCCAUGUUCAGAGUGAAACCAUCCUUCAUUCAUGCUCGUUUUCUUCCAUGCUUGUUCCAGAAAUUCUACCUGACAGAUUCAAGUUGACUGAGGAUGAGGUUCAAAGAAUUAAGUCAUUGGUUUUGUGUCUUUUUCAGGACAAUAUUGAUAUGAAAGGUUUCACAGAUGAACAGGAAGAACAAAGCUCUUGGCUUGAUUCUGCAGAGCUCUCAAUUAGUGAGAGUCCUCUGCAGAAAUUGGUUUGGAAUAUAGUGAAUGUUAUAGAAACCGCUGCAGGGGCAUCAGGUGCAGAAAACUCUGGUGGUGAAUGUCUUUCAGACAUGGUAUCUUCUCAAUUGAGGAUUUGUUUGUUAAGCACAAAUUUUGGGCUCAAAGAAUCUGACAUUAGUUUUGCAUUGGAUAAUUUUGUUGAUAUUUGGUGGUCUUUGAGAAGGAGGAGAGUGUCCUUGUUUGGACAUGCUGCUCAUGGUUACAUACAAUAUCUUUCUUAUUCAUCUUCCCGUAUUUGCCAUAGUCAAGUGCCUGGUUCUGAAUAUGAGACUUUGAAGCAAAAAGCUGGCAGCUACACCCUGAAGGCUACAUUGUAUAUAUUGCAUAUACUUCUCAAUUAUGGUGUGGAAUUGAAAGAUACUCUUGAAUCUGCUCUUCUGGUUGUUCCUUUGUUGCCGUGGCAGGAGGUUACACCUCAACUGUUUGCACGUAUAAGUUCACAUCCUGAACAAGUGAUUCGAAAGCAGUUGGAGGGUUUACUAACAAUGCUGGCGAAACAAUCUCCAUAUUCUAUAGUGUACCCAACACUAGUUGAUGUUAAUGCUUAUGAAGAGAAACCUUCCGAAGAGCUUCAUCAUGUGUUGAGCUGUCUGAGAGAACUUUACCCCCGACUGGUUCAGGAUGUUCAGCUUAUGAUAAAUGAACUCGGAAAUGUUACUGUUCUCUGGGAGGAGUUAUGGCUGAGUACUCUUCAGGAUCUUCAUACAGAUGUGAUGAGACGGAUAAACUUACUGAAAGAAGAGGCAGCAAGAAUUGCAGAAAAUGUAACACUUAGUCAGAACGAGAAGAACAAGAUAAAUUCUGCUCGAUAUUCUGCAAUGAUGGCUCCAAUAGUUGUGGCUUUGGAGCGUCGAUUAGCUUCAACGUCUCGAAAACCUGAGACUCCUCAUGAAGCUUGGUUCCAGGAAGAGUAUAAAGACCAACUAAAAUCAGCCCUAGUAUCAUUUAAAAUCCCUCCAGUAUCUUCUGCAGCUAUAGGUGAUGUGUGGCGACCUUUUGAUAGUAUUGCUGCAUCCUUGGCCUCAUAUCAGAGGAAGUCUUCAGUUUCCUUGGGAGAAGUGGCUCCACAUUUGGCUUUGUUAUCAUCUUCAGAUGUUCCAAUGCCAGGUCUUGAGAAACAAAUGCAAGUACCGGACUCUGACAAAGCAACUGAUCACCAAGGGGUUGUCACAAUUGCUUCUUUUCAUGAGCAAGUUACCAUCUUACCAACAAAGACAAAGCCUAAGAAACUAGGUAUACUUGGUUCAGAUGGUCAUAAAUACACAUAUCUCCUCAAAGGACGAGAAGAUUUGCGCCUUGAUGCUAGAAUCAUGCAAUUAUUGCAGGCUAUAAAUGGUUUUCUGCAUUCUUCAUCUUCUGCAUGUAGCAAUUCUCUUACCAUUCGCUAUUAUUCUGUGACUCCAAUCAGUGGUCGGGCUGGCCUAAUCCAGUGGGCGGGCAAUGUGGUAAGUAUUUACAGUGUAUUUAAAUCUUGGCAAACACGUGUCCAGCUAGCACAGUUUUUGGCAUUGGGCUCUGCAAAUCCAAAAUCUUCAGCUCCUCCACCUGUUCCACGACCCAGUGAUAUGUUUUAUGGGAAGAUCAUACCUGCACUUAAAGAGAAAGGCAUAAAGAGGGUGAUUUCCCGAAGAGACUGGCCUCAUGAAGUCAAAUGUAAAGUUCUUCUUGAUCUCAUGAAGGAAGUGCCUAGGCAUCUUCUUUACCAGGAGCUGUGGUGUGCUAGUGAAGGAUAUAAAGCUUUCAGCUCAAAAUUGAAGAGGUAUACAGGAAAUGUUGCUGCAAUGAGUAUGGUUGGUCAUGUUUUGGGACUGGGAGACAGGCAUUUAGACAACAUUCUUAUAGAUUUUUGUAAUGGGGAUAUCGUACACAUUGAUUACAAUGUGUGUUUUGACAAGGGACAAAGGCUAAAAAUUCCAGAGAUUGUUCCUUUCCGUUUGACCCAAAUAAUUGAAGCAGCUUUAGGGCUAAAUGGAAUAGAGGGUAGCUUCAGAUCAAACUGCGAGAAAGUUAUUGGUGUUUUAAGGAAGAACAAAGAUGUGCUUUUGAUGUUAUUGGAAGUGUUUGUUUGGGAUCCACUUGUGGAAUGGACACGAGGUGAUUUUCAUGACGAAGCUGCAAUUGGCGGUGAAGAGAGAAAAGGUAUGGAGUUGGCUGUCAGCUUAAGUCUAUUUGCAUCUCGAGUACAGGAAAUUCGGGUUCCCUUACAGGAACACCAUGAUCAAUUAUUGACUAGCCUGCCAGCUGUUGAAUCGGCACUUGAGAGGUUUGGUGACGUUCUAAACAAAUAUGAGCUUGCCUCUAGUCUGUACUGUCGAGCUGACCAGGAGAGGUCAAGCCUUAUAUUGCAUGAGACGUCUGCAAAGUCAAUUGUUGCUGAAGCAACCAGAAAUUCAGAGAAAAUUCGAGCUUCUUUUGAAAUUCAGGCUCGGGAAUUUGCUCAAGCAAAGGCUAUGGUUGCUGAGAAAGCUCAGGAGGCAAUGACUUGGGCUGAGCAGCAUGGAAGGAUUCUUGAUGCUUUACGGUGUAACUUAAUCCCAGAAAUAAAUGCUUCUUUUAAGCUGAAUAACAUGGAAACGGUCAUAUCUCUUACAUCUGCUGUCAUUGCAGCAGGGGUUCCACUAACUGUUGUUCCUGAGCCAACACAGGCACAAUGCCAUGAUAUAGAUAGGGAAGUUUCUCAAUUCAUAGCUGAGUUGGGUGAUGGACUAACUUCUGCCACAGCUUCUUUGCAAGCAUACUCCUUGGCCCUGCAAAGAAUUCUACCUUUAAAUUACCUUUCAACCAGUGCAGUGCAUAACUGGGCACAAGUUCUACAACUUUCUAUCAAUGCCCUGUCAUCAGAUAUGCUCUCUCUUGCCAGAAGACAGGCUUCUGAACUUAUUGCAAAGUUUCAUGUAGAUAACAGUGAUUCUAUUAAAUUCAGUCAUGAUGAUCUCUGUUUCAGAGUGGAGAAGUAUGCAGUUGAAAUAGAAAAAAUAGAAAAAGAGUGUGCUGAAAUAGAGAGUUCUAUUGGCUCUGAAUCAGAAUCAAAAACUAAGGAUCGUCUCUUAUAUGCUUUUAUGAAAUUCAUGCAGUCCAUUGGUCUUUUAAGGAAGGAAGUUGGAAUAUCUUCUAUUCAAUCUAAAUAUGACAGUGAGAUGAACAAUGCUAGACCUUUAGGUGAGCUAGAAGAGGAGAGGGAGAAAGUAUUUUCAAUUUUGAAUAUUGCCGUGAGUUCACUUUAUAACGAGGUUAAGCAUAAAAUAUUAAAUAUUUAUAAUGAUGCAUCCGGAGGGAGAAAUCAAUACAAUAUGUUACAGAAUGAUUCUGGAACUAUUUUUGCUGAGUUUGAAGAACAAGUAGAAAAAUGUAAUCUUGUGACAGAAUUUGUUCAUGAUCUAUGCCAAUUUAUAGGAAAGGACAUCCCUUCUGUUGAUAUUAACCAAGUUCGUUUGAAGAUUUCUUCUGAAAGUAAUUGGGUUUCCAUUUUCAGUAAUAUUUUAAUUUCCUGUAAAGGACUGGUUAGUCAAAUGACAGAAGUUGUUCUGCCAGAUGUAAUACGAGCUGCUGUUUCAUUAAAUUCAGAGGUUAUGGAUGCAUUUGGAUUGAUCUCACAAGUUCGGGGAUCUAUAGAAACUGCACUGGAGCAGCUUAUGGAGGUUGAAAUGGAGAGAGUAUCACUUAUUGAACUUGAACAGAAUUAUUUUGUUAAGGUUGGUCUUAUUACUGAGCAGCAGCUGGCCCUUGAAGAAGCUGCAGUUAAGGGCAGAGAUCAUCUUUCUUGGGAAGAGGCAGAGGAACUAGCAUCCCAAGAGGAAGCUUGUAGAGUACAACUGGACCAACUUCAUCAAACAUGGAAUCAAAGGGAUGUAAGGACUUCGUCUCUUACCAAGAGAGAAACAGACAUUAAAAAUGCCUUGAUUUCUGUGAAUUGUCAAUUUCAAUCUCUUGUUGGUGUGGAAGAAGAAAGGGAGCUACAUAUUUUGAGAAGCAAAGCACUACUGGCCUCACUUGUUAAGCCUUUCUUGGAAUUGGAAUCCAUUGAUAUUUUGCUGUCUUCGACUGAUGGUUCAGUUGCCAUGCCCACGAGUAAAUUUCAUACUAUGACAGAUUUGAUAAACUCUGGGAAUUCUAUAUCUGAAUAUGUCUGGAAAGUAGGAGGUCUAUUGGAUAAUCAUUCCUUCUUUAUUUGGAAAAUAGGAGUCAUAGAUUCUUUUCUUGAUGCAUGCAUUCAUGACAUAGCUUCAUCAGUUGAGCAAAAUCUAGGCUUUGACCAAUCACUCAAUUUUAUGAAGAAAAAACUUGAAAUCCAACUUCAGAAACACAUUGGUCACUAUUUAAAAGAAAGAGUUGCUCCUAGUUUACUGGCUUGUUUAGAUAAAGAAAAUGAGCACUUGAAGCAACUUACAGAGUCAUCAAAGGAACUUGCUUUAGACCAGGGGAAAAAGGAUGGGGCUGUGAAAAAAGUUUUACUUAUGCUCAAAGAAUAUUGUAAUGCACAUGAAACUGCUAGAGCAGCAAAAUCAGCUGCUUCUAUCAUGAAAAAACAAGUGAAUGAGUUAAAAGAAGCUCUACGAAAAACUGCCCUUGAGGUAGUUCAAAUGGAAUGGAUGCAUGAUGUUAGUUUGAACCCAUCAUAUAACAGAAGAAUCAGAUUUGAGAAGUAUCUAGAUACUGAUGACAGCUUGUAUACAAUCAUUUUAAAUCUCAACCGGUCUAAAUUACUGGAUAAUGUGCAAUCUGCUGUAUCAAAAAUCACAACAUCAAUGGAUUGUCUUCAGUCUUGUGAACGAAAUUCUCUUAUGGCUGAAGGACAACUUGAGAGAGCAAUGGCUUGGGCUUGUGGAAAUUCUAGUAAUUCUGGAAAUACUUCAACCACGAAUUCAGGAAUUCCUCCUGAGUUCCAUGAACAUAUUAAGAAUCGGAGGCAGAUUUUAUGGGAAUCUAGAGAAAAGGCAUCGGACAUUGUGAAGUUGUGUGUGUCAGUGUUAGAGUUUGAAGCAUCAAGAGAUGGGUAUUUGUUUAUACCAGACCAACCUUAUCCCUUUAGGAGUAGUGUUGAUGCCAAGACAUGGCAGCAGGUGUACUUGAAUGCACUAACAAGAUUAGAUGUUACUUUCCAUUCUUAUUCACGUACUGAACAAGAGUGGAAGCUUGCACAAUGCACUGUUGAAGCUGCUUCCAAUGGAUUAUAUACUGCUACCAAUGAACUCUCCAUUGCCUCUCUAAAAGCAAAGUCAGCUUCAGGUGAUUUACAAAACACGGUUCUUUCAAUGAGGGACUGUGCAUACGAAGCUAGUGUUACACUGUCUGCUUUUGCUCGGAUUUCGAGGAUCCAAACUGCUCUAACUUCAGAAAGUGGUUCAAUGCUUGAAGAGGUUUUAGCAAUAACUGAAGAUAUACAUGAUGUUUACAAUCUGGGGAAAGAGGCAGCUGGUAUCCACCUUUCUCUUAUGGAAGGCCUUUCAAAGGCAAAUGCAAUCCUUUUUCCACUUGAAUCGGUGCUGUCUAAGGAUGUAGCUGCUAUGGCUGAUGCAAUUGAUAGGGAAAGUGAGACCAAGAAGGAAAUAUCACACAUCCAUGGGCAAGCUAUAUAUCAAUCAUAUUGUUUAAGAAUCAGGGAGGCUUGUCAGACCUUUAAGCCCUUGGUACCCUCUCUGAUGUUAGCUGUGAAGGGACUUUAUUCAUUGUUGACAAGGCUAGCAAGAACCGCUAAUGUCCAUGCUGGCAACCUCCACAAAGCGCUUGAAGGAAUAGGAGAAAGUCAGGAAGUAAAAUCAGUGACUACUACUUUGUCAAGAUCAGAUGGUGGGGGUGGUGAUGCUGUUGAGUUUGAUGGUAAAGAGGGGGUGGGUCUCUCUAGGUCUGAAGAUGAUAAAACUGAUGAUUUCAUUGGCUUUUCUCGACUUAGUUUGGAAGACAAAGGAUGGAUAUCACCCCCAGAUAGCAUCUGCUGUACUGACUCUGGAUCUGACAUGACAGCAACCGAAGUUAGUCUUCCUGAUAGCUUGAAUGAUUCAGCAGGAAAUAAAGACCUGCUUUCACAGGGGUCUAGUAGUAGAAACCCCACAGGUCAUAUGCAUACUGCUCUAUUCUCUCAAACUGAAGUAGAAGAAAUCUCACCCUUUGGGCUGUCACAAUCUUCUCCUGUAGAAACUGAUCUUAAUGGUUCUGGUUCUGUGAAAUCAAUCAAUGAGGCCACUGAACAUUCUGAAGCAAUAGUUGUACUAGGUGAUAAAACUGCUGCCAUCCCUGCUAACUCCCAAAAUCCAACAAAUGAGAACAUAGACAAAUUUGAUUCAGCAGAUGAGCCCCUUUCUGCAAAAGAAAUUAAAAAUGCUACAGAACACCGUGAUGCUCGUGAUCUGAACGUAAAUGCCAAUACUCGUGUUGGAAGGGGUAAAAAUGCUUAUGCCUUGUCAGUACUGAGGCGGGUUGAGAUGAAAAUUGAUGGUCGAGAUAUCUCUGAAAGCAGAGAAAUUGAUAUUGCAGAGCAAGUAGAUUAUCUACUAAAGCAAGCCACUAGUGUAGAUAAUCUAUGCAACAUGUACGAAGGUUGGACACCAUGGAUCUGAGGUUUCAAGAGGUUCCUCAGACUGGAGCAUCUUAAGUCCCAUUCCCAAUAUUAUGCAAGAAUCGGCCUCAAGCCUCGUUCCGUUGACCACGCUGAGGAAUGGGUCCUUAGGCCAGCUAUUUUUUCCUGGUGAUGCAGGAAGCCACCAGAACAAAGUUUUUGCAGGUCCCAUUAAUCAAACCAUUUGUUGAAGUAUUUCGCUGAUCACAAUCACUGAUCUAUCCAGGGCCAAACUGUGUAGCUUCUGCCGUCCUCUUGAUUUCAGCUUUUGUCGAGGCAGAGUUACUAUUUUUCACCUUACAUGUGGACUUUCAUCUACCAUCCCACAGUGAAGUCCCAGGCUCACAGCUGGUCUCGUGGGAGAUGAACAAGGAUUACGAUGCCUUCCCUCCCUCCUGGUUUAAACAGUGUAGUGUAGCUUUUAGCUCCUGCAACUUGCAUAGCCAUACUGAUUGAGGAGCACGUUUUGGAUCCUCAGCUCUUGAAGGCUGAAAGAAUGUUUUGUUUCUGGCUGGAGCAUCAUACUAUUGCUAAAUUCACGUCCAGGAUGUAUUACACGUAUCCGUGUAAUCAUUUAUCAGUUGAUAGGUCAAGUAAUCAAUUGCGCAUUGCUAAUCUCUCAUGUAAUUGCAGCGUGUUUGGUUUCUCAUUGGCUAGCGCACAUCGGUUUGAAGCAACGAAGACCAGCUUAUGCGGUUUUUACUUGGAGAUUGGAGCUUAUGACGAAAUUUGUAACUUUCAAUUCCAUUUGUCAUAUUUCCGCUCUUUUAUUCAUUUUUAUCCACUCCCAUACAUGUACCUAAAGUUGCCUUCGUAUGCAUCCCAAUAUUCUAUCACUUUCCUCUUUUCUCUGGUAUUA